Molecule: messenger RNA, 1668 nt
Organism: Bipolaris maydis ATCC 48331
Lineage: Eukaryota; Fungi; Ascomycota; Dothideomycetes; Pleosporales; Pleosporaceae
Source: RefSeq, a predicted model, not a curated record
AUGGCGGAACUCGAGGCGAAUCUCACAGCGUACGAUUUGGAUGUCGCUCUCGAGCGUGAUGCCGAGGGCGAGGGAUGCUUCGUGCUUGAUGUUGGGGUAGAUGAUGCUGGCAAGUCGGUUGAGUCUGUGAAGUGGGUGGAGGGGGUUGUGCAGGAGUAUCUUGUUCGUGGUGAGGAGCUGGGUGCGUCGGUUACGAAGAUGUAUGUUGUUGGGGAGUGGAAUAGCGCUGUGUAUGGUGAGGAAGACGAGGGGGAUGGAGAGCGCGAGGUAAGUGAGUGUCAUGGGAAGAGCAAGUAUGAGCGGGAGUGGGAGGAGGCGGGAGCAGAGAUUGCGGAGAUGGUUGAGAAGAUGCCUGGUUUGAAGGAAUUGACAUGGAUCGCUGGCAUCCCCUUCAUGAGCGUGGUCUGGGAGACGCUCCCCACAUCCCUUACAAAGCUCGUUCUCGAUCUCGGCCAGCCCGUUCGCAUUGAGCAGGAUGGCCACAUCGAGUACAAGUCGUACAUCACGCAGACGGAUAUGCGGCCUCUUGUCCGGCAGACCGAACUUAAGGAACUCCGGCUGUUCCGUAUGCACGACUCGAUGCAGUCUGUUGUUUGGGAAACUAUAUUUAGGAAUGUGUCUGAGAGCGGCGUGCGCGUUGUUGACUUGCAGAUGGCUGCUGAGCCGCUUGUUCGUGCGACGCACUGGCAUAAAGCUGAGGAUGUGGUAGGCUUGACAGUCCCGAAGCAGGACUCCAAUGAGAAGGAGUACAAGGGCAUUGAAGGAAAGGGUGUUUUGCACCACUCGUUCGGCAUGGGUGAAUAUCUUGAUGCUUUCUGCAUGCGCAAAGCACGUAUCGCUGCAGGUUUAGAGGAAGCUAAGCCACUUCCACUCUGGUGCCUCAAGCUUGACGGCUUUGUUGUCGAUUACCUUCCUUUCGAGCAUGAGCUUUCCCGCAUCGCCCUGCUGACCUGCGGUAAAGACUGCAUUGAUAGUGGCCUACAAGCUCCCAAAACCCCACUUAGUCCACAUAAUAGGUGGAGCAAGAUGGUCAACAACGCCACUUCCCACUGUUUAAUUCAGUGGCCCAACUGGACUGGAGUCUUUGAUGAUCAUGGCGAUCAGCGCGACAACCAUGGCGAGAUUGCCUCCGAGGAGACUGGCCUCUCGACCCCAGCCAAUGGACAGCUGUCGCCUUCUCCGAUGCCAUUGACAAAGACGGCACUCCAGAUGAAGGACUUGGGAGAUGCUAUCGACCGUAUUAUCGAGAAAGGGGAAGACCCUCCUGCCGUUUCGAAAUCACUUUCACUGAUAGCCGUCGAUGCACCGUUGAGCAUGGCUUCAGACGUAUCAGUCUGUGGCUCUGAUGCCCCUACGCCAGCUGCCGGCUCAGUGUCUCCAAACUCUCUCAAGAUGCCUACGGUCGACGGCUCGGCCACGUACAGUAAUGCUGCUUGGAUGGGUGCUAGCCUGACAUUGGUUGAGAGCGCCAACACGGUGCAGUCGGGGAUAUCUACGGACAGCAGCUUCGACAAUGUGAGCCCUGUGGAUGUUUAUGCAGCCAACGGCUUCGACAGCACGGCGCCUAAGGAGAAGACGGUAUUCAAGACGGGCGGCUUCAAGCACAAGGUAAGACGAUCUUUGGACUGGCUUUCUGGCUCGCGUUCUGAUUCUGGCGAAACGGUUUGA